AUGGUCGCGAUUUCUGAUGUGACGUCAAAACCCAUCGUGGUAAUCUCCUGCCCUCCAGUUCCGGGACACGUAAAUCCCCUUCUUGUACAGGCCGCGCACCUUAAUAAACAGGGACACGAGGUUCACUUCAUCGCGGGUCCCGAAUCCGAAGAUAGUAUCUGCAAGACCGGUGCAAUAUUCUAUCCCGUACAAACCGCAUGGACUGAUGAAAAGUUUAAACAAAUGCUCUCCAUCCCUGAAGGUCCAGAACAAUUCGUGUUUGGUCUCAAGAAAAACUUUAUCGAUCUAACGCCAAACGCGUCGAAGGCGUUAAAAGGCGUUCUUGAGAAUCUACGAGAGAGAUAUGGCACCACGCGGGAUAUUGUCAUUCUUCAGGAGACCUUUGGAAUGGGUACAUUGCCCUUCUCUUUGGGAGCCCCGCUACCAAAAGGAUACACAGAGUUUCCCAAGGUUCUUAGCUUGAGGACAGUACCUUUGGCGGUUUCCAGUAUCGACACAGCGCCGUUCGGGCCAGGUUUCCCCCCUGAUUCCAGCGAAGAAGGCCGUGCUCGGAACGCGGCUAUGUACGAGGCCGGUAAGCUACUAUGGGCCGAUGUCGCUGAGUACGCGAACAAUAUAUGUGAGGAACUAGGCGCCACUGCGAAAAUCGAAGGCCCAAUAUUGGAUUUCUUCUUCACCCUCGAGAACGCGGUCUUGCAGCCCUGCAGUCCGAGCCUAGACUACCCGCGAAGUGAUUUGCCGAAGAAUACUCGAUUCAUUGGGGCGCCUCCGAAGAAAGAGAUUGAUCCAGAGACGACGCAAUUUCCUGAAUGGUGGGAUGAACUAAUUGCGGCAAAGAAAGAGGGAAAGAAAGUUGUCUUCGUCACACAGGGAACUUUCUUACUUGAUUACAACAUGCUCUUGAAGCCCACCAUUGAAGCCUUGGCUGAUCGGGAGGAUGUCUUUGUCGUUGGAGUACUAGGUCAACAAGGCGCCACGCUAGAUAGGGUUGACCUACCUAGAAAUACGAAAAUUGCCGACUAUCUGCCAUACGACGCGAUUUUGCCGUACGCUGAUGUUUUUGUCUCUAAUGCUGGAUAUGGUGGUUUCCUGCAUAGUGUGAUGCAUGGCGUUCCAAUGGUCCUCGCUGGUCGUGGCCAGGACAAAGCCGAAGUAUCCAUGCGAGGCGAAUGGGCCGGAAUUGCUCUGAACCUUAAAACAGACACACCUAGUGUUGUGGCCCUUCGAGAUGGUAUAAAUAAGGUGCUCGGAAACAGCAGCUACAAAGCGCGGUGUGUCCAGAUUCAGCGUGAGAAUGAAGAGCUUGGCAACUUGGCCCAGGUGGAGAAGGCCAUUCUAGAAUUUGCACGAGCUUGA
This is a messenger RNA of Talaromyces amestolkiae, 1356 nucleotides long. RefSeq lists its product as uncharacterized. Lineage: Eukaryota; Fungi; Ascomycota; Eurotiomycetes; Eurotiales; Trichocomaceae. The transcript is spliced from 2 exons. Gene Ontology annotation, molecular function: UDP-glycosyltransferase activity. The record is from RefSeq and is a predicted model, not a curated record. Bases 1 to 1356 code for a protein of 451 amino acids.